AACUGCUUCGAUAUCACAUGAUAAAACCUGCAGACGAUCGACGAGGAUCUAGCUGCUGCCGGGAGGGGAACCGUUAUCAUGAAGUCGCUACUGCUUCUGUCAACCUUGUUAGCGGUGUGUGCAACUGCAGUCGCCAUGAGCGCUACCGUCUACAUCUCACCGGCUGAUAAGAGUAUCCGUCUGGUGAAGGGUGUAGUGGAUAGUGAUAACGGAGCAGCUACUGGAUACUUCAACCAUUCUCAAAACAGCACAGGGUGGGAUAUACUGAGGAUUGUGACCGGCUCCACUCAGCAGUACAGCGACCAUGAUCUCAUGAGAGGGGCAGGAUAUGCAGAAGGGUAUCUCACACAAGUUCAGAUUUGGUACCAGUAUCAGAACCUCUACCAAGUACUGCUCUCCUCCUACACUCAGCAGGAGAUCCAACAAGUCAUGGACUACUUCCAGACGCAAAGACAGUGGAUGGAGGACAGGAUAAGCAACGACUCGGAGUUCUGGUACACUGUGGGCCUCAUCUACAGCCAGUUCCAGGGCCUCAUGGAAGGCUACAAUGCUGCUGCCGAUGACGAUCAUAAGCUGGACAUCUUUGCAUUUGAUCUACUGAAUGGUGCGGGAGACUUCAUCGACAUUUCAAACUUUCUGUUCCGUGGCAGAAGACCAGACGUCCAACAACUCACUCCCCCACAGCUCAAGUCAAUGCUCUAUAGAAAUGGCCACUGUUCCGCUCUGAUCAAAGUCCUUCCUGGCUUUGAAAAUGUCUUCGCAUCUCACUCCAGUUGGUUCACAUACUCAUCCAUGUACCGUAUCUACAAAUACUAUGACUUCACUAUGUCAGGAGGGGCAUAUCCAACCAAAAUGAUGUCAUUUUCAAGCUACCCUGGCUUUCUCGAGUCACUCGAUGAUUUCUACGUGAUGGACAGUGGGCUGGUGAUGCUGCAGACGACUAACAAUGUGUUCAACAUGACUCUGUAUGACUAUGCCACUCCAAAAGCCCUACUGGCCUGGCAGAGAGUGCGACUGUCCAACUGGCUGGCCUCAGACGGAGAACAGUGGGCCUUUCUUCUGGCACAGUUCAACUCAGGUACAUACAACAACCAGUACAUGGUACUGGACCUGAACAGAGUCCACAUCAAUCGGUCCAUUGAUGACGGAGCCCUCUGGGUCGUGGAGCAGAUACCGGGAUACGUUGGCAGUGGCGACGAGACUGAAAUUCUCCGCGACGGCUACUGGGCAUCGUACAACGUCCCAUUCUUUGAGAAGGUCUACAACAUGUCCGGCUACCCUGAGGUGGCGGAGAAGGUUGGACCAGACGCCACCUACCAGCUGUGCCCGAGGGCGAAGAUUUUUCGCAGAGAUCAGGGAAAUGUGAAGGACAUGGCCUCGAUGCAGUACAUCAUGCGCUACAAUGACUACACUCUUGACCCGUACUCUGAGAAAGAUCCCAUGAAUGCAAUCUGUAGCCGUGGAGACCUCCAGGAAAAACCAGAAGCCGGCGGUUGCUAUGACACCAAGGUGACUGACUAUUUCAUGGCUAUGAAGUCGACCGCUUGGGCUGAAAAUGGCCCAACUCACCAGGGUCUGUCUCCGUUCAGCUGGUCAAAGAGUGGUUUGACUGAUCCUCACCUCGGACAGCCUGACAUAUUUGACUUUGGGUUCAUCGAAAUGACUCCUCACUUGCCAUGAACCACUUCUACGCCCUAAGAGACUCUACUAACAUACCGUCUUAUUGUUGUAAUAAGUGGCGAAUAUGUGUAUUAACUCCUUUACAGGACCGUGAUUUUUACCAACCAAUUAUAUACCACAUUUGCUCCGUAAAUAAUGUGUAUAAUACAACGAU
Messenger RNA from Geodia barretti, 1834 nucleotides. The record is from the annotation of a GenBank genome assembly. NCBI's taxonomy places the organism in Eukaryota, Metazoa, Porifera, Demospongiae, Tetractinellida, Geodiidae.